Molecule: messenger RNA, 994 nt
Organism: Sinocyclocheilus anshuiensis
Lineage: Eukaryota; Metazoa; Chordata; Actinopteri; Cypriniformes; Cyprinidae
Product: spondin-1-like
Exons: 7
Coding region: 164-994 (276 amino acids)
Biological process (GO): cell adhesion
Cellular component (GO): extracellular matrix
Source: RefSeq, a predicted model, not a curated record
GAUUCAUCAUCUCUCUUUCUCUCUUCAGUUCAGGAUGGCAAAAUAACAGGGUGAAGGCGGAGAUAUCAGCAUUUGCGUAUAUGGGAGCCUGUUAUUACAGCCAAGUUUAGUUUCCACUAGAGUUCAACACUCUAGAAACACGCUUGUAAGUGCGUAUUUGGAAAUGAAAGUGAAGCGAUCGGAGAUGUGGAGAGCCGCUGUCCUGCUGCUGUUAACCGGCUGCGUGUGCGCGAGUGUGCCCGAGGAGCCCGCGGACAGAGCGGCUCCAUCUGACGGCUAUUGCAGCUGGAUAACGCGGGCUCAGCCUCACGGAGCUGGAGGCAGGAGGGAGGGCUUCAGUGAGUUCAGACUGCGAGUGGAAGGAGACCCGGAGCAUUAUCAACCCGGCAGCACUUACCGAGUAUCCCUGUAUGCAACCAACCCUGCAUACUUCAGAGGCUUUACUCUUAUCGCUCUGAAGGAAGGGCACAAUGGUGACCAAGAGGAGGAUUAUGCUGGACAUUUCCAGAUAAUCGAUGAGGAAGACACACAGUUUAUGACAAACUGCCCUCCAGCAGUGACAGAAAGCACCCCACGCAGGAGGACCAGAAUACAGGUGUUCUGGAUAGCGCCCGCAUCAGGCAGUGGCUGUGUACUGUUGAAAGCUAGUAUUGUUCAGAGGAAGAUCAUCUCAUUCCAGGAUGAAGGCUCACUCACGAAGCGGAUGUGUGAGAAAAAGCCACUUUAUGGAGAAACCACAGACAAACCCCUGCUGGACUGCUGUGCCUGUGGAACUGCCAAAUACAGAGUCACCUUCUACGGGAACUGGUCAGAGAAAUUGCACCCAAAAGACUACCCAAGGAGAGCCAAUCACUGGUCAGCCCUCAUUGGAGCUUCCCAUUCAAAGAACUAUAUAUUGUGGGAGUAUGGAGGUUAUGCCAGUGAAGGGGUCAAACAGGUCGCUGAACUUGGCUCACCGGUCAAGAUGGAGGAGGAGAUCCGUCAGAAGGAUUAA